CUAAAGUUAAUGCCAUUGUUCCGUAAAUUGUAUUUCCAGCAACCUCUACAUGCUACUGAAGCUACCAGUAAUGUAAAUUCCACCAUUCAUGUUUCAAAAGUCAACGGUGAUGCGAAAAUCUCCACUGGACACUCGCACGAGCACGGAGCAGCACUUGUGCCUUCACGUCCACCCAGCUUCCUCGUUCAUCCACAGUCCAUCGCAGCAAAACCUGGCGAAACAGUUACUUUUACAGCGAAGACUUCCGGUAUUCCACCUCCCACGUUAGAGUGGAACCGUAUAGAAGCAACGCCGGUGGCGAUACAAACUGGCGGCAAAUUCAAGGUACAACAUGGGAGUAGCGGAGACAGCAAGCUGAUCAUUGAGAAGGUGGAUGCAAAUGAUGCUGGCACCUAUGCCGCCAUCGCGAGAAAUAGUGGUGGAACAUUUCAGAGUCGUUUCGUGCUUAAUGUUCUCCAGGCAAGACCACCAGACGCACCGGAGUUCACUGGAAAAUUCCAAUCAACUACACUGUACGAAGGCGACUCGGUGAGGUUGUUUUGUAGAUCAACAGGAGCGAAUGUCGUCUACAAGUGGUUCAAGGACAACGAAGAAAUCUCCAAUUCUGCUCCAUUCAAGAUUGAAACGAAAGGCAACGAAACGAUGUUGGCAAUCGAGAACGUCACUCUCGCCGAGGGAGGCUGGUAUCGUUGUGAUGCCAUCAACAAGCACGGCACCACUACACUCAAGGGUCGUGUAGUCGUUCAAAGUCGUCAGAAACUAACUGGUCCUCCUUAUAGAGAACAAAUCACUCUUCGAAAGGUUGAUCGACGCAUGGCCAGGACUCCUGUGAACCAGAUGCAAGACGUGGCUGCAUCCAAGACGACGCCAUCCUUUCAAAGUCAACUACAGCCGUUGAAUCUCAUCGAAGGACAAACUGCUCGGCUUGAGGUGAAAUACACUCCGGCUGACGAUCCGAAUGUUAAGGUAGCAUGGCUUUUAAAUGGAAAGGCUAUUUUGGCGUCAUCGAGAGUGACCACCGUAGCCAACAAUGGCAUCGCCGUGCUUGAAAUCAGUCCUGUUACGGUGUUCGACCAGGUACUACCAGUUUCUCUUAAUCCGGGCGUAUUUGCAAAUCUCUUUUUAGGUCACUGUCCCGUCGAUCAACCAACUCUCGGCAACAGUUUCGGUACUGCCUACCAGUCACGGAGCACUCGUGCUCCACCUGGAAUUCAACUAGAUCUUCCGAACUUCCAUUCGGAUUUGCGAUCGCAUGAGCUGUUCGAGGGACAGCCAAUUCAUUUGGAAGCGAAAUUGACACCACUUAAUGACGAGAAUCUGGUCGUCGUGUGGUAUCUGAACGGACGAGAAUUAAUGAAAAAUGACCGCUGUCGGCAAACCCUAAACCAUGGCUUCGCUACACUUGAUAUCAUGGAUGCCACCAAGGACGACAGUGGUGUGUUCACCUGCCGAGCCAUGAACCAGCUUGGACAAGCCGAGAAUCAGGCGACCGUCAUAGUGCAUCCAAAAGUCGAUCUGCACAAGUUCGAGCAGAAUCGAAAUCUGGACGUGGAAGAUGUUCGUGAAAUCCAGUUCAGUCAUUCAAAGCAAGAUGGUGUUCCGAAGUUUUUGUCCCCGAUCCAGUCGUUCCACUGUGAUCAGGAGCUGGGCCGAUCGUUCUUCGAGGCUCGCAUCACUCCAGUGAAUGAUCCGUCGCUGAGGGUCAGCUGGCUGAAAGAUGGACAUGCGCUGCCUAACGCCAACAGAAUCCAGACGUUCAACAACUUCGGAUGUGUCUCACUCUCUUUGAACCCCACAUAUCCGGAAGAUGCUGGGACGUACACUUGCGUUCUUUUUAAUGCUCAUGGACAGGCACAGUGCUCUGCUGAGUUGACAACGUUAGCCAUGCCGACUCUUCAGCUGGAUACCAAGCAUCAGGAUAGCUUGCAAAUCAUCGGCUAUCUUGAUAGCCACCAGGUGCACAUCGGUCCUCAGGAAGUGGACCGUCCGGAGGAGACGCAGUCCCUGGACACUCCACGAUUCGUGCGCCCGCUGGCUGAGCGGAUAGAGUGCAUGGAGAACGAUCCGGUGCACUUCGAAGCGCGUCUCCAGCCGGCUAACGACGUCAAGAUGACCGUCGAAUGGUACCACAACGGUGCUCCUCUACCGGCCGCUCACCGAUUCCGUCCAAUGUUCGACUUCGGCUAUGUAGCUUUGGAUAUUAUGUAUGCUUAUCCAGAAGACAGCGGUACUUACACUCUGGUGGCACGGAACGAACUUGGUGAAGCACAGUGCAGUUUAGAACUACUCGUCGGCAGUGACAAAACUCUUUAUCUGGAUCCUCAUCAUCCAGAAGGAUUGCAGAGGAUACAGGAGCUGGAGCAAGAUCGUCGCCAACCUUUGCCAGAAAUCGAGGACAGGACGUGCGACACUGCCCCACAGAUUCUUGGAAAUCUGUCCGACUUCGAAUUGAACGAACACGGCGAUAUUCACCUGGAUGUUAAGGUGACACCAGUGCACGACCCAACGAUGAGUGUGGAGUGGUUCGUGAAUGGGCAUCCGCUAAUCACUGGUAGUCGAGUGAAGACGCUAAACGAGUUCGGAUUUGUAGCCCUGGAUAUCAAAGGAGCGAUCGCCGAGGAUUCUGGAACGUACAUACUCCGUGUUGCAAAUGAGAAGGGAGAAGCGACGAGACAAUGCAACAUCACUGUCAUCCCAGCGAGCCAAGUGGUCCUUGACACUCAUCACGAAGAAUCGCUCGAUAAGAUCACUUACUUGGAAAGUAUGGAGAAAUAUGGUAGACAAGAAAUCGAGGACCAUGGUCCCGAAAUGGCACCGGUAUUUGUUGUUCCUCUGGAAGCAGACAUGGGUGAGGUGGAGGAAGGUGAGCCGAUCCAUUUGGAAUGCCAGGUGAAGCCGAUUAACGACAACACUUUGAAGGUGACAUGGCUUCGCAAUGGAGCACCCAUUCCACAUGGGCACCGCUUCCGCACCUUCUACGACUUCGGCUUCGUGUCGCUGGACAUUUUGGGCGUCUACGCCCAGGACAGUGGCGAGUACACAUGCAAAGCCGAGAACGCUCUCGGCUCUGUGGAGACAACGACGAUCUCUUCAGCAAAGGAAGCAAUUCUUGGCCAAGUACAACAUCCGAAGAGUUAUCAGCGGAUUCAAGAAAUAGAAGCACCGAAGCCGAAACCACAGGAGUUACCAGAUGCACCAACACAGGCACCGGUAUUCGUGAAGCAGUUGGGUCCACCGAUCGAGUGUGCUGAAGGCGACAACAUCUAUCUUGAAGCGCAGGUUGCACCAACUGACGACAACACUUUGACGUAUGAAUGGUUUGUGAACGGUCGUCCACUGAUGAAAGCCCAUCGCUUCGUCCUCUCGCAAGACUUUGGCUACAUCGCACUGAAUAUCCUCUACUGCUAUCCAGAAGACAGCGGCACGUAUACUCUCGUAGUCAGAAAUGCAGCCGGCGAAGUCCAGUCUAACGUUGACAUCAACUGUCGCAUCGACGGCGUUAAUUACCGUGACUCAUUCCAUCCGAAUUCGCUUCAACGAAUCAAGGAACUCGAAGCACCAUAUCGAAGAGCCGAACCGGCUCCGGAAAAGCCGAAGGAACAGCCUAAGAUUCUAAAGCCUCUUCCGCCGAAAUUGGACGUGGUGCACGAGUCGCAGACGUUACAUCUCGAGACGCAAGUCUACCCGGUGGACGACAACUCGCUGAAGUACGAAUGGCUGUUCAACGGGCAGCCGCUGAAGGCGAGCAGUCGCUACCGGCUGCUUAACGACUUCGGCUUUGUCACUUUGGAUAUCGACUAUGUGAUCGCCGAGGAUGCCGGGAAGUAUACUUUGAUCGUCACCAACUCUGCAGGAACAGCUGAAACGUCGUGUGAAUUUGAAGUGGAGAGGCUUAAAUCCAUUCUGUCUGAGACAGCUCACCCGGAGUCCUUGAGAAGAAUCCAUGAGAUGGAACAACUUCAACCGGCUAAGCCUAGCGAGGAUGAUUUUGUUCCGGAACAGCCCGUAUUUACUCAAGCGCUUUCUGGUCCAACUGAAGUGCUUAAAGAAGGGCAGAGCGUUCACAUGGAUUGUGUUGUGCAGCCCAUAAACGACCCAACUUUAAAGAUCGAAUGGUUCUGCGACGACCGUCCGUUGAUGUUCGGCUCUCGCAUCCGCACCAUCCACGACUUUGGGUACGUCGGACUGGAAUUUUUGCAUAUUCAUCCAGAAGAUACCGGAACGUACACUUGUCGUGCCACCAACGAUGCAGGAGAGGCGACCACACAAUUUAGGAUAGAGUGUAGACCAAAACGCAAUAUCUAUCUCGACACCCACCAUGAAUCGUCUUGGGCGAAGAUUCAGGAAAUGGAGAAUCGCCAGGAAAUCCGGGAACCGUCACCCGAAAUGUCAUUUCCUCCUCCAACAUUCAUCCAGCAACUUCAGGUAUCAGCGAUACGCUUGGAAUGUCAUUUGGUUCCCGUAAAUGAUCCAACUCUAAAGGUUUUCUGGACGGUCAACGGCCAGCCGAUCCCAGAGGCAUCCCGCUUUAUGCCUGCACGAAACUUCGACUAUGUCAGUCUGGAUAUUCUUGGUGUGUACCCUGAGGAUUCUGGAGUGUACACCUGCAAGGCUGUAUCAGACUUCGGAGAGGCUGCCACGUCGUGCACAGUGAAGUGCACUCCUACAAUGUCUCUCUUGCUGGAUCCUAUGCACGAACAGUCGUGGACCAGAGUACAGGAAAUCGAAAACAGAAGGCCUCCCGAACGAGUGUAUGAAGAGCCAGAAAAGAUGCCACCCCGAUUCGUCGUGCCGUUAAGCGGGGCGAUGGGUGAAUUUCCGGAAGGAACUGCUAUCCACAUGGAAUGUGAAGUCGAGCCCACUAAUGACAACAAGCUCACCGUCCAUUGGUUCCAUAACGGCGUGCCAUUGACGAACGGUCACCGCUUCCGCACUGCACAUGACUUCGGCCACGCUUCACUGGAUAUCCUCUAUGCAUUCGCUCAGGAUGGUGGAGAAUGGACCUGCAUAGCACGGAACGAACUCGGUGAAGCCAGCACGGCUGCUAACUUCACUGUGCUGCCCAAAGGCGUCAUCUACACGGAUCCACAGCAUCCGGAAAGUUGGACGAGAAUACAGGAAUUGGAAGCACCGAAAGUACGACCUGCAGAAGCUCCUGAGCAAGAACAAGAUGCACCACAGUUCCUUGAACCAUUGGAAUCACUGGAACGCAUCGAGUUUCAACCGGCGCAUUUCGAAACCCGAUUUCAGCCUGUUGCAGAUCCCGAUCUUGUCGUUCAGUGGUAUAAGGAUGGACAACCGCUGCACAGCGGAAACAGAUUCAAACUUACAUGCGACUUCGGCUAUGUCGCUCUCGAUAUCGCCCACACUGUUCCGGAGGAUUCUGGUACCUAUGCGGUGAAGGCGUCCAACAAAAAGGGAGAGGCAUCCGUAGAGGCAAAUCUUUCUGUUCGUGGGAGCGAUGUCAUUAUGUCCGAUCCUCAACAUGACGAGUCAUGGCGUAAAAUCCAGCUUCUUGAGUCUUAUCAUGCGCCCAGUGAGGAGGUACCGGACAUCAAAUACGGCCCACCUAAAAUCAUCCGUCAGUUGAACAAUGUCGAAAACGUUGUCGAGGGUCAACCGGCGCAUUUCGAGGCGCAGUUCGAACCGUUCAACCAUCCACAGACGACUGUGCAGUGGUUUCUGAACGGAAAGCCACUAUCUGCAUCAAGUCGAAGAAUCCUUAGAAACGACUUCGGUCUUGUUACUUUGGAUCUACAGUACGUCCUCGGCGAGGAUAACGGCGAGUACUCAGUGUUGGUUCGCAAUCCAGAGGGCGAAGACCGAACGUCGGGAUAUCUUUCGUGCUCUACUAGGGCUUCUAUACUUGGUGACCCACUACAUGACGCUUCCUGGAAACGAAUACAGGAGAUCGAAGCACCACGAGUACCACUGCCCGAACCGGAAGCGCCUCAGUACGGCAAACCUUCAUUUACACAACCGCUGCAGAGCAUUGCCCACCUCCCAGAAGGAAGUGUAGCUCUGCUCGAAGCUCGAGUUAUUCCAAUCAACGAUCCUAAUCUCAAAAUCCAGUGGUUCUUUAACGAUUCACCUCUUCAGGAGUCUAACUGGAUCGCAACCAACAACGACUUCGGCAACAUUUCCUUGAGGAUCGCACCGGUCUACGCUCGUCACUCGGGAGUUUAUUCCUGCAAAGCGACUAACGACCAAGGUGCCGCUAUCACAAGCGCAUCGAUCGCUGUAAAAGGAUCGGACGGUUUGCUGCUCGACUCCGCUCAUCCAGCUUCUCUGCAAAAGAUUCGCGAUCUAGAGGCUAUGGACAAAUACGCCCGAAUCGAAGCUCCCGAGAGAGAAUACGGCAAACCGCAGUGGAUUCAGCCAUUUGAGAACAUUGACAACGUUGGCGAGGGUCAAGUGAUCGCGUUGCAUGGUUUAGUAGAGCCGUCUGGAGAUCCAAAUUUGCACGUGGAAUGGCUGCUAAAUGGAAAACCCUUAAUAAACGCGAAUCGGUUUCGUCAAGAGUAUGAAUUUGGCAACGCGAUCCUGACGAUCGUGCACGUACUUCCACACGACUCGGGCGUUUAUACUUGUCGCGCCUACAAUCAGAGCGGAGAGGCCAGCACAAGUUCCACUGUGAAAGUGGCAGGAUACGAACGACUUUUACUUGAGCCUCAACACCCGGUUUCUUGGCAAAAGAUUCAAGAACUUGAGGCGCCUAAGAUUGUUGAAGAAGUAGAGGAGGUGGUUCAUCGCGAAAAGCCGAACUUCAUCACUCAGUUAGAAUCCGUUGAGGGUGUUCAAGAAGGUCAGCCGAUUCACCUCGAGGCGACAUUCCAACCAGCCAGAGAUCCUGAGUUGAAGGCUGUUUGGAAAAAGAACGGUCAGCCUCUGGGGGCGUCACAACUCAUUCAAACUCAUCAUGAACUUGGCUGGGCGACUCUGGACAUUUUGUCGGCCAACGAGGACCACAAUGGCAUUUAUACUUUGACGAUUUCGAAUCCGGAAGGCGAGAUGGUGUCGACUGCUUCGGUGAAAGUGAUUGGCAGCAUGCCCGUUCUCGGUGACACUCAACACGAGGAGUCUUGGCGUCGAAUCCAAAUUCUUGAGGCACCGAAGGAACCGUCGCCAGAAGCACCACCUCCCGUUUACGACCCACCAAGCAUUACUACGCAGAUCAAUGAUCAGGAAUGCAGCGAAGGUGAUCAUGUUCACUUCGAAGGAGUUAUUCUUCCCGUGAAUGACCCGAAUCUUACGGUGCAGUGGUUUCGCAACGGUGAGCCGCUGGCUCACGGUUCAAAAUACGCUAUUAAUCAAGACUUUGGCAUUUGUACAUUGGACAUCGCUUACGCGUUCCCUGAGGAUCAGGGUGUUUACCAGUUGAAGGUCUCGAACGCACAGGGUGAAGCUGUUUCAUCGGCCACGCUGAAAUGCCACGGAAAAGACGCUAUUUUGAGUGAUACCCAGCAUGCUGAAUCCUGGGCUCGCAUUCAGAAAAUCGAAGCGCCAAAGCCAAAGGUAGAAGAAGUGCAACCUGCUCCGAAAUCUGCUCCAAUGUUCACUGUUCCGAUCAGUUCGCCUAAGGAGUUGGUCGAAGGGCAACCGGCUCAUUUCGAGGCAACCAUCGAGCCUAUCGACGACCCGAAGAUGCAGAUAACCUGGUAUCUAAACGGCGUGCCAAUUCCAAACUCGUCUCGCCAAAAGAUGAUCAACGACUUCGGUUGGGUGAUUAUGGACAUCAACCAAGCAGAAGUGCGUGACAGUGGUGAGUGGACGUGUGUGGCGAAGAACGAGGCCGGCGAGGCGAAAUGCAGUGCACAGCUUACCGUCAUCGGAAAGGAGAACAUAGUGCUCGACUCACUGAAUCCACAGUCUCUGGAAAGGAUACGAGAGCUUGAAGCGGAGAAACCAGCCAUACCCGAACAACCGGCGCCUGUUUAUUCAACACCAGUAUUCACUGCUCCACUCUCUGUUCAGGGAGUACUGGAGGAAUUUGGCAGCGCCCAUUUACAGGCCCAGUUUACACCGAUCGACGACCCUACUAUAAAGGUUGAGUGGCUUCGCGACGGUCAGCCGAUCUUCCACUCGAAUCGCUUCAGAAUGGUGGACGAUUUUGGAUUUGCAGUACUUGAUAUCAUCCACCUACUUCCUCAUGACAACGGGGAGUACAUGUGCAGAGUAUCGAACGCGGCCGGUGAAGCCGUCUCUUUGGUGACCAUCAAUGUUGAACCCAGUAGUGGUCUUAUUCUUCAUCCUCAAAACGAGCAGAAGGCAAAGGCCGUGGAGGAAUUGGAGGAUUUCCUUCGUCGCCGUCCUGAGGAAGUCGCUGAGGCGAUAAAAGAGGCGAUGCCUGUAUUCAUCGAACCGCUCUCUGCACCAAUAGAGUGCGAAGAAGGCGAUCGGGCACAUUUCACUGCCAGAUACGAACCACUCAAUGACAACAAACUCCAGGUACAAUGGUUUCAUGAUGGUCGUCCGCUAAAGACUGGGUCCCGCGUGAAGACAAUCAACGAUUUUGGCUUCGUUGUUCUGGAAAUCAGUCCAGUCUAUCCAGAGGACAGUGGCGACUACUUGUGUCGUGCUUUCAAUAAUGUCGGCGAGGCCGUCACGAGCACAAGUCUAUCGUGUGCACCAAAAGAGCGAAUCAUUCGAGAGUCACAGCUUCCUCAGUAUAUGUCAGGUGCCCAAGCACGAAUCACGGAGAUAGAGGCCCUGCGGCCACCGCCUGAAGAAGCGCCAGAAAUGGAUCAUGGACCGCCAAAAUUUACCACACAACUUGUGUCUCCUCCUGAGCUUCUCGAGGGACAAACAGCUCAUCUGGAAGCACAGAUCACGCCUGUGGGCGAUCCAAAUCUCAAGAUCGAGUGGUUCCAUGAUGGCAAUCCUGUGAAACACUCCAAUCGUAUGAAGGUGAUUCAUGACUUUGGUUUCGUUGUAUUGGAGCUUUCACCGUCUGAACCACAAGAUUCGGGUAAAUGGACAUGUCGUGCCACGAACAAGAACGGAUCCGACGAAGUUUCUUGUGACAUCAAGGUUGUCGGGACUGGUGGUGUGUCGUACGAAUGGCAGUCUCCUGCCGAACGGAAGGAGCGCAUCACCGAGCUGGAGCACUGGAUCAAUAGGCCAAAAGAGGAACUUGAACUGCCACCUGUAGACUAUGGACCACCUCGAUUCACGCAAAACUUGACUGACUUGGGCACGUUGAACGAAGCAGACGCGACGGCGUUCGUAUGUGUACUCGAACCAGUCGGUGACCCGACUCUCCGAGUGCAAUGGGAACACAACGGACUUCCAAUACCAUACUCGAACAGAAUAUCAUGUACUAAUGAAUUCGGCGUGGCUACGUUGCUCAUCAAACACCUCAUCACUGCUGAUAGUGGCGAAUAUAAAUGCAUAGCGACGAACGCGAAAGGAACUGCUGAGACGGUGGGGAAAACUGUUGUAGAGUCCUUGACUCAUAUCGAUGCACCACAGAUCGUUCAGCCACUCGUAGAGAACAUUGACUCCACACUCGAAGGGGACUCCAUCCAUUUAGAGUGUCGACUUAUCCCAAUGAAUGAUCCACAAUUAAAGGUGCAAUGGUACAGGAACGGCCAACCACUGCCCGAGGCUAGCAGGUUUAAACCGCUGUUCGAAUUUGGAUUCGUGUCAUUGGAUAUCCUAUACGCCUAUCCUGAAGAUAACGGUGUUUAUGAACUCGUAGCUACCAACGACAAAGGCGAGGCUCGUACAACAUCACAGAUCACGGUCCUUCCUCGACCGGCACUAGACUACACUCCUCAAGCAAUUGGCGGUACUCGUCAAGACAAUCUCGAGUCCCACUUCCGCCAAUAUUCCACCCAAGUUUUACAGUUGUCCGCCGAGGACUCCUACGAUGAAUCUCAGAAGCGGCCUCCUGAGUUCAAGAUUCCGAUGCAGAACAUAGGAGUAGCCGAGGGUGAAUUCUGUCGCUUCGAGACACAAGUAGCUCCUAUCAACGACCCAUACAUGAAGAUCGAGUGGUUCAAGGACAAGAAACCUGUGCUUAUAGGACAUCGGUUCCGGUCGACGUUGGACUUUGGAUUCGUGUGUCUUGACCUCCUCUACGCGCUGCCCGACGACACUGGCGAGUACGAAUGCGUGGCCACCAAUAAAUAUGGGCAUGCGAUCAUUGGUGCUAAGUUGGCGUGCGAAGGCGGACCGCAUGUGAUCACCGAGAGCCAGAUGCCACAAGGAAUGCUGGUGCAUAGUGUGAAAAAUGACAACACGAAAAUCCACUGGAGCGAACAGGGACAAACUCAGAUCCGGCAGAAGCAGGCACCGCAAUUCACAAUGCCACCACGCAAUCUUCAGGUCGUCGAAAAUGAGCCGGCUCGGUUUGAAUGCACUGUCAUUGGUAAUCCAAAGCCUAAGGUCACAUGGUACAUCAACGGGAACCAGGCAUUACAUGGUCAUCGGUACAAGCUGAAUUACGACGGCAUGCACUACCUCACAAUUAGCAACUGUCGCAUCUCAGAUGCCGGUGAAGUGGUAGUGAUAGCCAGAAACAGCGAAGGAGAAGUGCAAGCCACCUGCACGCUUGACAUCUUCCAGAAAAAGGAUUGGCGGCAGAAAGAGCUCAAGCCGACCCAAUUCGUGACGAGUGAGGAGCUACAACAACGACAAAUUCAAUGGCAUAAGGAAACCCUUGGCAAAUUGGGAGAAGCGUUCGAGGCGGCUUCGAAACCGGAUCCACAUAAACUGAUGAGUAUUGAGCGGUCCCAUACACCAAUCGAACCACUCGAGACGGAAGAGCUUCUGCAGAAGUUCACGCGUCCUCGCGAUGAUCAAUUCUACAACCAACUCGCAUAUGUCGAAACCACAAAAUCACAAUUCAAAGGCAUGGAACUCGAACCAGUUCACCUUAAACCGGGUCAAGUCGAAAGAUACCAACCACCAAGGGAAGAGAUGGAACCGGUGGUGCUUCGUGCGGUUCCCACUAAAGAGAAAUUUGUCCCACCAGCAGAACAACCAGACUGGGCAGUUGAUGGGGGUGUUAAAUUACCUGGAAAUGUGGAAGGAAGAUUCAAGAAGCUAUCUACUCCACCAAAAGAGGUCGAUAUUCCUGCUCGGGAUCAAAUCACUCUAAAAACGGCUAAACCUAAACCAGCAUCUGAGGUAGUCUUAGAGAAGGCGAAACUGAAGGCCGUUCAGCAAGGACCUGAGCAACCGAAGAAGGAGAUCGUUCCACAUAAGCAGCAAGUUGAACUCAAGCCUCAACCAACGAAGAUUGGCGUUUCGAAACAGGCUCCACCGAUGGUAUCAGAGCAUCUUAAGCCGAUUCAAGGAGAACCAGGAAAAGCUAGAUUGGUGUUUAGGUUCUACGUUGCAUUUGAUGGUGCUGCCCCUAUUAAGGUGACGUGGUUCAAAGAUGAAAACGAAAUCAAAAGCAACUUCCGGAACCAGAUUACAACGACUAACAACAGCUCAACUCUUCAUAUUGGUCGAUUGGAGAACAACCACGUUGGCAAGUACCUUGUUCGUCUCGAGAACGUUGCUGGAACGGUUGAGACGUCGGCCAAUCUGACUUUAGCAGCACCAGUCGAUAAAGGGAAAGCGCCAGAUUUCACUACGAAGCUUAACGACUUGCGCAUACCACAAAAUGGUCCAGCUGUAUUCUCAUGUACCAUAAACGGUGAACCUAAGCCGACGGUGAAUUGGUUCAAGGACGGUCAACCACUGCCAAAUGAUGGUCGCUUCAUUGCCAAUGAAGCUAACAACCAGUAUAAACUGUCGUUGAACAACACGUUGCCCCAGGAUGCUGGUGUCUAUGAGUGUGUGGCGAAGAACACAGCCGGCGAGGCAAGAUGCAAGGCUCGACUGAACGUUAAUCUCAUCCAAACUGGUAAAGGCGCCGAAGCAGGGCCAAGAUACGAAGCGCCUCGAUUUACUACGCAAAUUCAGCCAUUGGUGGCUGAUGAGGGGAAACCAGCUUCGUUUUCUGCCAAGUACACCGGCUUUCCUGAGCCAACUAUUCGAUGGUACCGCAAUAACGAACCGAUCAGGCGAUCUCCUCGCUGUGAAUUAAUCAUCGUUUUUGCUUUCCUACCGUAUCCGGACGGAUAUCUACUAUCGCUUAAUCCGGCCGGAAAGGCUUCAUCAGUGGCGAAUCUAGUCCUAACUCCGAAGGUAGGCCGAAUCACAAAAACGACCAUCACAAGGGGUCGAACGAUUGCGACGCAAGACAUGCCAGCUUCUGACGCGCCACACUUUGUCUCGAGACUCAGCGACAUAUCUGCUCGACAGGGCCAUACUGUGAAGUUCGCAUGCGACAUUGAUGGCAAUCCGAUGCCAACAGUGCAGUGGCUGUACAAUGGAAAACCGAUUGCUGCCUCAAAAGACAUAAAGACCUCACUGGAAGGAAAGCGUGCGAUAUUGGAAAUCUCACGAAUAACGUACAACCAUGGCGGCGAAUACCAGAUUAUGAUUCGAAACCCGAAAGGAGCCGCACAGUGCAGUGCUCGACUCACUCUUAGUUAG
This is a messenger RNA of Angiostrongylus costaricensis, 12495 nucleotides long. The record is from the annotation of a GenBank genome assembly. Lineage: Eukaryota; Metazoa; Nematoda; Chromadorea; Rhabditida; Metastrongylidae.